This is a messenger RNA of Marasmius oreades (fairy-ring Marasmius), 990 nucleotides long. RefSeq lists its product as uncharacterized. The transcript has 5 exons. Gene Ontology annotation, biological process: metabolite repair. Gene Ontology annotation, molecular function: ATP-dependent NAD(P)H-hydrate dehydratase activity. The record is from RefSeq and is a predicted model, not a curated record. NCBI's taxonomy places the organism in Eukaryota, Fungi, Basidiomycota, Agaricomycetes, Agaricales, Marasmiaceae. The coding region runs from base 1 to 990 and encodes 329 amino acids.
AUGGAAGUCAGUCGACCUGACAUCAUAAGUACACUCAUGCCAAUACCACGACAGAUUUUUGACCAGAUUAAACAGCUUAUUCCUCCUCUCGAUGGUUCUCUUCACAAAGGCCAGUCAGGGAGAGUCGGCGUUCUCGGAGGCGCUUUAGAUUACACAGGCGCACCCUUCUUUGCAGCGAUGUCUGCCCUCCGAUUAGGCGCUGACCUUUCCCAUGUAAUCUGUUCUCCGACUGCGGCCUCCGCCAUUAAAUCAUACUCUCCAGAUUUGAUCGUACAUCCUAUUCUCACAGAAAACUCCUCCCCGGAGGGUGAACUCAAAUCUCUCUUCAACCGUUUGCACGUCCUUAUCAUUGGCCCCGGUCUCGGCAGAGAACCGUACAUGCAACGAUUCGCUUCAAUUGCCCUUUCCGUGGCGAAAUCAAAGAAUAUGUUCCUCGUCUUGGAUGCUGACGCUCUCUUUCUUCUCACACAAGACCCGUCAUUGAUCAAAGGAUACGAGCGUGCCAUCGUCACUCCCAAUGUCGCAGAGUUCAAACGCCUCUCCGAGAGUCUGGGUGUCGACAUUAAAGACAAGGACAGUGCAAUCAGAGUCAGUGAGGCGUUAGGUGGCGUAACGGUACUGCAGAAAGGCAAAGAGGACGUCAUUGCUACUCACACAGAGUCCGAAAACAAUGUCAUGAAUGUUGAUGUAGAAGGUGGGCUCAAGAGAUGUGGGGGUCAAGGGGACAUCCUCAGUGGCACUGUGGGCACCUUUAUGGCAUGGGGUAAGUGCCUUGAGGAUGGUGCCUUUGGAGCCGGUCAAAUACCACCCUCGAAGAUGCCCUUCCUAUCCGCCAUUGGUGCAAGCAUGGUCACUAGGAAGGCUAGUCGUCGAGCCUUUUACAAGGAAGGUCGCAGCGUCGUUACACAGGACAUGCUUCCGGAAAUCGGGAAAGCCUUCGCCGAGGUGUUCGGUGAAGACGCUGAGGGUCAAGAUCGAGGGAAGUUAUAA